AUGUUGUUCAUGUUGUUCUUGUGGCCCUGCUUCAUUCUUCCUACGAGCACCAGGCGGUUUCCAGCCAGACAGCACAGUCAAACGGACGGCCAACGGGCCGGCCAAUCCGCCAAAGCAAUUAAGAGUCUGGGACCAAGUCGGGGACGCACAGUCAAGCACAAAGCACCCGGCAAAUGUGCAGGCGAGCAUUGGCACAGUCGGGACGCACAGUCAGCGGCAAAGGCCAAGGCAAAUGUGCGACCAGGGCCCUCGCUCCCGAUGCCACACGUGCGCAACUCGUCCUUUGUCAUCCCACCCUACGCCUCGGCCGUUGGCUUCAAUCCCGCGGCAGCAAAGAUCCGAGGCAAUGUCGUUUAG
Messenger RNA from Ustilaginoidea virens, 357 nucleotides. RefSeq lists its product as uncharacterized. The record is from RefSeq and is a predicted model, not a curated record. NCBI's taxonomy places the organism in Eukaryota, Fungi, Ascomycota, Sordariomycetes, Hypocreales, Clavicipitaceae. The transcript is spliced from 2 exons. Bases 1 to 357 code for a protein of 118 amino acids.